AUGACUGAUGUCUUAAAAAUAACCAGUAAUGUCUCACUAUCUCCAUAUCUGUCGUACAGAAAAGAAGAAGAAGUUAAGGGUCAGAUUAUCAAUAUCAUUGAAGAACAAGAUGUUGGUUCUAUCUCAGACUUUGAAACGCCAGGGAAGAUAAUAAGAGGUUUAAAAUCGAGACACAUUCAGUUAAUUGCCCUCGGGAGUGCAAUAGGUACUGGUUUAUUUAUUGGUUCUGGGGGCGCUUUAAGUGUGUGUGGGCCCGCGCCUUUAUUAAUAUCUUACAUUAUCAUGUCCUUUUUUGUCUGGACAAUUAUGAAUCAACUGACAGAGAUGGUUGUACUCAUUCCACUUCCUGGAGAAGCAUCCUUGUAUUCACUAACUAGAACUUAUGUGAAUCGACCCCUUUCUUUUAUGUCAGGAUGGAAUCUGUUUUAUGCAUUAGCGAUGAUUCCUCCCAGCGAAAUAACAGCAUGUGCGCUUUUGAUUCAAUAUUGGACUGAUGCAAACUCUGCUAUCUUCAUUUCCAUUUUCAUUGCUUGCUCCGUUAUGUUAACUAUGUUACCAGUGAAAUUCUUUGGUGAGAGUGAGUUUUGGGUUUGUAUGAUCAAAAUCUUGACGAUUACAGGCCUUAUUAUAGUUGGGAUAGUCAUUUUCUUUGGAGGGGGGCCAUCUCAACAUCAUGUUUUAGGUUUUCACUAUUGGAAGACGCCUGGCGCUUUCAAUCAUCAUCUAACGGGAGGGAACACUGGUAAAUUUCUUGCAGUGUGGACGGCAAUUAUUAAAAGUGGUUUUUCUUUCGUUUUGGUUCCUGAAACUGUCACCUCCUGCUCUGCAGAAUCAGUCAACCCGAGAAGAAAUAUGCCACGAGCAUGUCAGAGGUUUGUUUACCGUUUGGCUUUGUUUUAUGUCGUAGGUGUUUUGGUAGUCGGUGUUGUUGUAGGAUAUGAUGAUUCUGACCUAAUGAACGCUGUUAACGCUGGUAAAUCAAAUGCGGCAGCUUCACCUUUUGUAAUUGGGAUCAAAGAAGCCGGAAUCAAAGUUUUGCCUCAUAUAAUCAAUGCGUGCAUACUUACAAGUGCAUAUUCCUGUGGUACUGGCGAACUCUAUGGUUGUUCAAGAACCCUUUACUCCAUGGCAAUGAGCGGAGAUGCUCCAAAAAUCUUUGCAAAGGUGAAUAGAUAUGGGGUGCCAUAUUAUAGCACUGCAGUUGCCAGUCUUUUUACACUCCUCGCUUACUUGAAUUGUUCCAAGUCUUCUUCUGUUGUUUUCAACUGGUUGUCGAACAUCGCAACGAUUUCGGGAUUCGUUAGCUGGGUUUUUGUGUCUUUAACAUAUCUUAGAUUUAGAAAUGUUAUUGACAUUCUUGAUCUCAAUGAUCGUGUUCCUUUUAGGCGCCCAUUUCAACGUUUUUUUGCCUACCUAUCAGCAGGUUUUUUCUCUAUUUUGGGUCUGACCAACGGAUAUGCAGUUUUCAUUGAAGGCAACUGGAACGUAAGUGAUUUCUUUGCUUCUUAUGUAACAAUUGGUUUUGUUUUGGUCCUUUUUAUUGGAAGCACUGCAUAUUACAGAGAAUUCAGGUUUAGAAAUCCAAAGGAUAUUGAAAGAGAGAUUCUUCCCAAAAUUGAUAUUGCGGAUGAGGAGGAGAGAAAUGAAAUUGUUCCAGUUCCAAAGAAUUGGAUUGAAAAGAUUUGGUACUUUAUCAUAUGA
Messenger RNA from Lachancea fermentati, 1701 nucleotides. Lineage: Eukaryota; Fungi; Ascomycota; Saccharomycetes; Saccharomycetales; Saccharomycetaceae. The record is from the annotation of a GenBank genome assembly.